AUGGAAACACUAGCCACGGAUUCCACGGACCAUGAGACCUCUGCCCAAGAGAGCGGAUGGGAUGAGACGUCUGAACAUCCGGGGGAUGCAAACAGUGAUUCAGGGGAGAGUCUGUUCAUCACUCAGGCGCCUGUGCCAGAGGCAGUGCGAUCCGAGAGACGCAGGCGAUCCACCUUCACAUCAACCCAAAAGGAUGAUGACACUUCAGACUCUUCUUCGGAUGAAAACUCCAAGACGGAUAAAAAAAAGAUAAGGAAAAAAGGCAAAGUGCCAAUGUUCAGCUUCCCUUUCCUCGCUGAGAGGGCAAACGAGCAGUCAAUAACCGAGUUACCUCGCCGGCAGAACAACAGGCUACACAAAUCAUUGAUGAGAGGCUACUUUGAAUGUGUUCGCACGAUGUGGAACGGCUAUGAGAGAGGAGAUCUGCUUACCUCUUUACCUACAAUUGACAUGAAUGAUGUCCACAUUCCCCCAAUAUCAGAAGUUGAAGAAGAGGAGCCAGAGGACGAGGAAUUCAAAGUGGUGGUAAGCAACCUGUUGAGUCCAGAGAAAGAAAGAAAAAAAAUGGUGGAGCACCAUAAGACUAGCCUGCAGUUCUCAGUGGCGGAGGACGAUGUUCCAUGUGGCCAGGAUGACUGUGAGAAGAAGACUAACCUGGGUGAGGAUGACCAAGACAACUGCCCUAUAAAGGAGGAACAGGACAUAGAAGUGUGGGACGCUCAGACGAGUGAAAAAGAGAUAAAGGCUGAAAACAAAGACUCCGUAUUCAGUAUAACCUAUGUGCAGAGAAUUGAUGAAGAUGAAAGACAUUUACCACUUCAAAGUCAUAUAGUUGAGAAGAAAGAGGGCCAUGCUUUUUCUGGAAGUUCAUCUUCCGCCGCCACAGAAGAUUUUGGUAUAUUAAAGUCAGCCAGAAACAGCCAGAUCAGCGAAUUAAUCUAUGUUAAGCGGACAGAAGUUAGAGGACCUGAUUCAGGUAUUCACAGUAGCACAAUGAAGACAGAUGGAGAGGAUCAAAGGCGUCCAUACACCUGCAACCUGUGUGACAAGAAUUUUAGGAUUAAAUCCAUUCUGACCCGCCACAUGAAGACACACACGAAAGAAAAACCUCACAGGUGCAGUAUUUGUGGUGAAGGCUUUGUAAAGCUCUCUUAUCUGCAGAAACACAUGAGCUCUCACCCUGGGCAGAGACCGUACAACAUGUGGGAAAAGAUUCAUCAGGCGUUCUCAUCUAAUCAAUCACAUGAAGACCCACACCGGAGAGAAGAUGUAUCCCCAUACGCAUGGUUCUCAGUGGCGGAGGACGAUGUUCCAUGUGGCCAGGAUGACUGUGAGAAGAAGACUAACCUGGGUGAGGAUGACCAAGACAACUGCCCUAUAAAGGAGGAACAGGACAUAGAAGUGUGGGACGCUCAGACGAGUGAAAAAGAGAUAAAGGCUGAAAACAAAGACUCCGUAUUCAGUAUAACCUAUGUGCAGAGAAUUGAUGAAGAUGAAAGACAUUUAGCAAUUCAAAGUCAUAUAGUUGAGAAGAAAGAGGGCCAUGCUUUGUCUGGAAGUUCAUCUCCCGCCGCCACAGAAGAUUUUGGUAUAUUAAAGUCAGCCAGAAACAGCCAGAUCAGCGAAUUAAUCUAUGUUAAGCGGACAGAAGUUGGAAGACCUGAUUCAGGUAUUCACAGUAACACAAUGAAGACAGAUGGAGAGGAUCAAAGGCGUCCAUACACCUGCAACCUGUGUGACAAGAAUUUUAGGAUUAAAUCCAUUCUGACCCGCCACAUGAAGACACACACGAAAGAAAAACCUCACAGGUGCAGUAUUUGUGGUGAAGGCUUUGUAAAGCUCUCUUAUCUGCAGAAACACAUGAGCUCUCACCCUGGGCAGAGACCGUACAAAUUCAUCAGGCGUUCUCAUCUAAUCAAUCACAUGAAGACCCACACCGGAGAGAAGAUGUAUCCCCAUACGCAUGGGUCAGAACACAUGACAGAUUAA
This is a messenger RNA of Menidia menidia (Atlantic silverside), 1989 nucleotides long. The record is from the annotation of a GenBank genome assembly. NCBI's taxonomy places the organism in Eukaryota, Metazoa, Chordata, Actinopteri, Atheriniformes, Atherinopsidae.